AUGCCCAUCUUCCAGGACGACAUCUGCCAUGUAUCGCCGGCCUCCAGCCCCGGCGGCAUCGAGCCGGCGGCCGCGAGGAAUCGUCGCCUUUCCGAGGAGAGCCUUCGAACCGAGCUCUGCGAAGGACCGGUCCCCGAUAGCCCCAUGCAUCUCUCGACGCCAAAGGCAGACGAGGAGGCCGGCAUCUCAGACAGGGCCGAGCUGAUACAGAGGCUGAAACGAGGAGAGAGCCCGACUUGGAUCCCCGGCAAGCAUCUUGAGUCGAUCCUUCAGCAAGAAAACACCCACAACGCGCAAGAACAAGGCCGAGCCUCGCCCGAAUCGCCCAAUCUCUUACCACCAGCGACCAUCACACCCGAGAAGCUCAAGUCACCGGCGAAUGUCGAUGCGAGACUGCGAGAUGGACUUGACAUCGAGCGGCCGAGGUCAGCCUUCCACAGCGGCGACUUUACGAGCGACGGAACGGCACCUGAGAACAGGCAACACAACGGCCCAGGCAGGGACGCCCGCGAAGAGCGAGGGCCGUCUGAGCAUGGUUGGUUCACGACAUCGCCGCCAAGGCACUUUACGCCAUUUUCGUACGGCGGAAGGGCCCAUGGUGGGAGGGCACGACUGAUGGAACACGACGGCGUGGAUGGCUUCAAGUCGGACGGCUCGCCCCUGUCGACGUCGCUAUCGAGUUUCGUCUACCAACCCCCGACCAGCCCCCUCGCCCAGUCCGAGUCGAACGAAGACGUCGAUUUCUCCACGCCCCCCGGGUUUGCCUCGGCCAGACACAAGCCAGGACGGCUGACCUCGAGCCUUUCUGCGUCUUCGCUCGUCUCCUCUUCCGCGAGGACACGGCUGCACAGCCUACACUCGUCACGACGAGAGGGUGCCUUGCCGUAUCAGGCACACCAGCCUCGGCGCUCGUUAACUUCGGCGCCCAGUUUUGGGCACAACCACCACACCGUUUCCUCUCCUCAGACACCGGCCUUUAUGCGGUCACGCCGCCAAUCGUUUGGCUCAGACACGUCGCCGAUCCAGCACGCUUCCAUGGUUGGUUCAUACGAAGAGAGUAUCCUGCGGGGACGCAUGUCAACAACGCCAUCGAAGCCUUUUGAGUUCCUUGCCCAGAUCGGCGUGCUGGGCAAGGGCAACUGCAAGCCCAGCCUCCGAUGCCCGCGACAUGUGACACUCCCCUUUCCGGCUGUCUACUACAGCUACGGGAGUGCUUCUCAUGGUCGAUCGCCGUCUGACGAUGGCCCAAGCCCGUACGUUGGCCAGAUUGAUCUGGAAAACGGGCUGUCGAAUCAGGAAGAAGACUCAAGGUCGCGAAGAAAGGCUCAGAGUCGGUACAGCGACAUGAAGCAGCAGGCCGGUGGCGAGGCAGCCGGGCAAGAAGCAGACACGGAUGCGGAUCGAGAAGGACGCAGACCCAGCAGGCUCAAGCGCCCGUCGGGUGCGCCGAGGGCACCCCCAGGAGGAAGCUAUAGGAUCCCGGAAACCGGGCAGAUUCAGAUCGUCAUCAAGAACCCAAACAAAACGGCAGUCAAGCUCUUCCUCGUGCCCUACGACUUGACCGGCAUGAUGCCAGGAACCAAGACCUUUAUCCGGCAGCGAAGUUACUCUGCGGGCCCGAUUAUCGACAACGUGCCGAACAUGUCUCAAGCGGACGCCGAUCGUCCCAUUCUCCGAUAUCUCGUCCACUUGCACAUUUGCUGUCCUGCCAAGGGGCGCUUCUACCUGUACAAGAGCAUCCGAGUCGUGUUUGCAAACAGGGUGCCGGACGGGAAAGAAAAGCUGCGCAACGAAACCACUUGGCCGGAGCCGCGCUUUUCCCCCUACAAGGCGAUCCGGGUGAUGAAUCCUCCGCUUUCGACGUCUGGCGGUGCGGGGGCCAUGUUGGCCAACGAAAAGGCCCUACGACGACGCAGCCUGGGCGUCUUUAUGAGCGGCAACAUGUCCACCUUUGAUGGGAUGGACGGCACCCCGUCUCCAGACCGGAUGCUGAUGGCGGCUCCAUCUCCCAGCCCUGGCCGCGGCGGCGUCAUUCCUGUUGAGAUGAUUCCACUGCGUCUCCCGCAGUCGAUAGCCGCUGAGAACAAGGACGGCGGUUCGUCUUCCCAGGCCAACACUGGUCCGUCUACAGUCGACUCGAGGUCUGGCGGCACGUGGGGCCCAUCACAAUACGAAAAGCUCAACAGGGGCGAUGCUGGCUAUGGGGGCAACGCCUUCGGCCGCUCAGGUGCCGCCAGCCCCCCUGGGACUGCUCCCGAGAGCCUGCUCUCUCAGCGUCUGCGCAGCCUGGGCGUGAAGCCUCAGCAGACGCCUGAGUGA
This is a messenger RNA of Trichoderma reesei QM6a, 2319 nucleotides long. RefSeq lists its product as uncharacterized. The transcript has 2 exons. The record is from RefSeq and is a predicted model, not a curated record. The coding region runs from base 1 to 2319 and encodes 772 amino acids. NCBI's taxonomy places the organism in Eukaryota, Fungi, Ascomycota, Sordariomycetes, Hypocreales, Hypocreaceae.